Messenger RNA from Carassius carassius (crucian carp), 2656 nucleotides. Its product is annotated as tumor necrosis factor ligand superfamily member 13B-like. Bases 1616 to 2425 code for a protein of 269 amino acids. The record is from RefSeq and is a predicted model, not a curated record. Lineage: Eukaryota; Metazoa; Chordata; Actinopteri; Cypriniformes; Cyprinidae. Gene Ontology annotation, molecular function: receptor ligand activity; tumor necrosis factor receptor binding. Gene Ontology annotation, cellular component: membrane. The transcript has 7 exons. Gene Ontology annotation, biological process: immune response.
AUGCUUUAGAUGCUCAGCACAUUUCGUUUAGCUCUGAUGCACUUUUACGCUCACAUCUGUUGUAAUGCGUGAAAACUGCCUGUGAAUUUUAAGAUGACAGAUUUCAAGGCAGAGUGAUCCUAUGUCAGUUUGCAUGCAGAUAUUGCUAUCUUCAAACCAGAGGUUAUGUCAGGCUUCCAAAGUCCACCUUUCGGGAUUUUACAGGCUCUUUUGGGCCCCGUCGUUCUCAAGAGAUUGUAUAGUAUAGCACAGCUGAGCUCUAGAUGUCUUCAGUUAUGGCUAGUAUUAUUUAAUGGUUAUUAGUUAUGUAGUAAAAAAGGACAUUUGUAAUUGAGUAAGAAGUGGAACCAGCCAAUGCAAGAGAAAAAGUUCCCAAGACGUCAGUUUUUGGAUGGUUUCAAUACAUUAGAUACUUUUGUACAUCAGUUUAUUGACCUUUUCAUUUUAAAAGAAAUAUUCCUAAUGGUCAAUAUUGAUCAUAUAAGCCUAAUUCAUAACUGCCUCUAAACCCUAUAGGAAAUAAUUUCAAAUGAAAAUGUUUUGCAAUGUGACAUUUAGUUGAACUCAAAGUGAUGUGCCAUGAUACCUUAUUGAAUGUCUGUGUGAUUGAGUGUAAAUACUACUUAAGAGUUUGCUAACACACCAUUGGCAUGUUCUGGCCAUUCUCUGGGGCUAGUUUGUAUGUUGAAAUCUCAUUUCAUCUUGUUCAUGAACUGAAUAUAUGAAAUAAUAUAAAAUGCUGCUCAUGUUUUAUAUUUGCUCUUUACAGUAAAUAGCAGAGCAGAAAGAUUCAGUUCUGAAUGUGCAAGGAGGGUUUUCUUAUUCUUUCAACAUUUGUGUUUUGAGCUCUGGGUUUUCUAUUUAAAUCAUUUGUUCAUGUACAUACAGUUGAAUCACACUUUCUAUUUUCUGUGUGGUGACAUGCAAUAAAGAAAUCAAACCCUUCUGAUAACUUGGCUGCAUGAGUGUAUUUGUACUUUGAAGUCACUGGUUCCUGUUUCUGGUUUUCACGGUGGAAACUCCACUUUAAAAAGAACGAAACUGCUCUUUUUUUUUAAUGUUUGAUUUUAUACCAAGAAUACCAUUCCUUUUCCUUGUCACUGUUAUUUAUAUAGUUUCUCAUGUGCUAUUAAUUUAUGGUCAACAAGUCCAUGUCUGACAUUUUCAUUUAUCUGCUAUUUAUCUUUGCACAUUUGACGCAGUUUGUUGGAACAGCCACAAAGUAAGUGGUGACAAAGCAACUUUCGGUUGCAGUGCAGUGUUAAAUACGGUGGGUGUGGACAGCUCGGCAGGAAAGGGACACAAAAACCAGACUGUUAGCUGGAGCACUGACAUUUUUAUUGAGUACAGUUGCGUUUGUCUUAGGAGUCUUAGUCUUGGGAGUUUUCCUCUAUACCACAUCAACAAAUACCAGCUUGAAGAGGAAGGGUAGUUGUGUGUACGAGUCUGAUCCAGGAUUUUUCUUAAAGAAAUGUAUGCUAAGAGUUUCAGAGGAAUAUUCAUGCCAUUUGAGGGUGAAUUGGAUUCAGCAGGCAUAACAAAAAACUCCAGUCAAGCUUCUUUCUGAUUAGAAACCUCACAGUAAGGAGGAUGUUUUGAGAAGUUUGUUUCCACCAUGCCUGUUGAAGAUGUUGGUCCAGGUCGGGGUGAAAGGAGAAGGUUGCCCUGGAUGUUUCUAGUUCUGGUGAUUGCUGCCAUCACCUCCUCUUCCCUGUCUGUGAUCUCCCUGUACCAUAUGCUGGCCCUGCGGGCCGAGGUGGAGGGUUUGAGAGCUGAGGUGGUCCGCAGGAGAGAGGAGCAAAGCGGGACACUAGAAGAAGUGGCAGGAAAACAAACCCAUCAGCAGAAAGAUGAAGAGAGCAAAGAGACAAUUGAGUAUCUGCAGCAAACUGAGAUGGAUGAUACCGUGACAGACCAUACUGUCCUGUCAAAAAGGAGCCUGGGUCAUACAUCAAGCAAAGCAGAAUCCCAGCCCUGUUUACAAAUGAUGGCAAACAACAGGAGAAAAACCUUCCAGAAAGAGUUUGCUUUGGAAAUAUGCACAGCCAUCCCAUGGCAAGUCGGACUGAAGCGUGGCACAGCUCUGGAGGAAGAGCAGGGCACCAUUUUAAUCAAAGAGGAAGGAUUCUUCUUCAUCUAUAGUCAGCUCUCCUUUUCCCAGGUUUACUACACAGACUCUACGUUCGCUAUGGGCCACAUCGUGAUUCGUAUAAAGAAAAACGUCGUAGGAGACGAGAGUCAGCACGUUGUUCUGUUCCGCUGUAUUCAGAGCAUGAAUCGAGUCAAUCACUUCAACACAUGCUACACUGGAGGCCUAGUGAAGUUGGACUCUGGGGACAGACUGGAGCUUCUGAUACCUCGUACCAAUGCAAAUAUCUCUCUGGAUGGGGAUUCCACCUUCUUGGGAGCAAUAAAACUGGCCUGACAAUGGAGAACGACUUAGGAUCAGACACUUAAUGAGACUGAAUAUGUUUUAUUAUAAUUAUUCAUAAGGAUAAUUAUUGACAUUCCCUGGACUCCAUGAAUACCAUACUUGCUUUAUGUUGUGGAGUAUUCCUAAAAAUGUCUUCAUCGAAUUACUUUGUAUCCAGCUACUUUGGUUCACACUUCAGUGGCAUUUCAUCACCCAUGCAGAACAUUAACAUUAUUGCCCAUA